Molecule: messenger RNA, 3472 nt
Organism: Chelonia mydas (Green sea turtle)
Lineage: Eukaryota; Metazoa; Chordata; Testudines; Cheloniidae
Gene: SKOR2
Product: SKI family transcriptional corepressor 2
Exons: 8
Coding region: 61-2712 (883 amino acids)
Biological process (GO): negative regulation of transcription by RNA polymerase II; negative regulation of BMP signaling pathway
Cellular component (GO): nucleus; transcription regulator complex
Molecular function (GO): SMAD binding; DNA-binding transcription factor activity, RNA polymerase II-specific; RNA polymerase II cis-regulatory region sequence-specific DNA binding
Source: RefSeq, a predicted model, not a curated record
GGCCCGCGAUGGCGGCUAUAUAAUACAGUAGGACAAAUAUUCUAGGGGCUGCCCCGAAGUAUGCAGCCUCAGAAAGGAGUGACUUUUUGCUUUUCCUCGCUUCACUGUCCCAUCCCCAGCAGACCCAUGUUCUUUUCUCUUCCAGUGGGCCACAGAAGACUCCCGAGGCUGAGCACUGAAGAGAUGGCGACAAGCCCCCUGCCAGGACCUACGGACAUCCUGCUCUCCUCCCCCUCCAACACCUACCAGCCGGACUCCAUGAGCCAGCAGCGAGCCAGCCACGCCAGCAUGAAGCCUAACCAAGUGGGCCAGGUGAUUUUGUACGGAAUCCCCAUCGUGUCUUUGGUGAUCGACGGCCAGGAGCGGCUGUGCCUGGCGCAGAUCUCCAACACCCUGCUGAAGAACUUCAGCUACAACGAGAUCCACAACAGGAGGGUGGCGCUGGGCAUCACCUGCGUGCAGUGCACCCCGGUGCAGCUGGAGAUCCUGCGGCGGGCCGGGGCCAUGCCCAUCUCCUCCCGCCGCUGCGGCAUGAUCACCAAGCGGGAGGCGGAGCGGCUCUGCAAGUCCUUCCUGGGGGAGAACCGGCCCCCCAAGCUGCCGGACAACUUCGCCUUCGACGUGUCUCACGAGUGCGCCUGGGGCUGCCGGGGCAGCUUCAUCCCGGCCCGCUACAACAGCUCCCGGGCCAAGUGCAUCAAGUGCAGCUACUGCAGCAUGUACUUCUCGCCCAACAAGUUCAUCUUCCACUCCCACCGCACGCCCGAGGCCAAGUACACGCAGCCCGACGCCGCCAACUUCAACUCCUGGCGCCGCCACCUCAAGCUGACGGACAAGAGCCCCCAGGACGAGCUGGUCUUCGCCUGGGAGGACGUCAAGGCCAUGUUCAACGGCGGCAGCCGCAAGCGGGCCCUGCCGCCCGCCCCGCCCCAGCCCGGCGCGGCGGCGGCCGCCCAGUGCCACCCGCUGGGCUCGGUCAAGGCGGCGGCCGCGGUGGUGGGCGGCGGGCUGCUGAGCCCGCACCUGCUGGGGGCGCCGCCGCCGGAGCUGCAGCAGAAGCGGGGCCGCUUCGAGGAGGACGAGGAGCUGGAGGGCGGCGGCAAGAGCCAGCGGAGCUACCCGGUCAUCCCGGUGCCCAGCAAGGGCUCCUUCGGCGGCGUGCUGCACAAGCUGCCCGGCUGCGGCGGCCUCUUCCCGCACCCCUACGGCUUCCCCGCCGCCGCCUUCGGCCUGUGCCACAAGAAGGAGGAGGGCGCGGCGGGCGAGGCCCACAAGGCGGCCGGCGGCCUCUCGGGCCUCUUCUGGCCCGGCCGGAAGGACGCCGCCUUCUACCCGCCCUUCUGCAUGUUCUGGCCGCCCCGCGCCCCCGGCGGCCUGCCGGUGCCCACCUACCUGCAGCCGCCGCCGCAGCCGCCCAGCGCCCUCAGCUGCUCCCUGGGCGACGGCCCCGGCCUGCUGCGCCAGGCCUUCCUGGACCUGGCCGAGCCCAGCGGCGAGGCGGCGGCGGCCGCCGGGCUGGGCACCCCCCCGGCCGCGGCCGCGCCCCCGGCCAGCAGCAGGGACCCGCUCUUCGAGGCGCCCCCUGGCGGCGGGGACGCGGCGUCCCCCGCGGCGGAGGCGGGCGGCGGCGGGGGCAGGGUGCCGGCUCGCCACCCCCACCUGCUGGAGGGGCCGGCCGGCCGCAAGGCGGGCAGCGGCUACCACCACUCCAGCGCCUUCCGGCCGGUGGGGGGCAAGGAGGACUCGGAGAGCCUGGCCAAGCUGCACGGGGCCAGCAGCGGGCCCCACCACCCGGCCUCCCCGCGGCUGCUGAUGCAGGAGGAGCCGGGCUGCCAGCGCCACCCGCCGCCGCCGCCCCAGCCCCCGCACCGCCUCCUCUCCCCCGGCGGCACCAGCUGCAGCUACCCCAGCGAGGAGAGCAGCGAGGAAGAGGAGGAGGAGGAGGAGGACGAGGAGGAAGAGCAGGAGGUGGACGUGGAGGGGCACAAGCAGCCGGAGGAGGAGGAGGAGGGGGACCAAGGGGUGGACGCCCUAGGGGGGAGCAGCCGGUACCUCCAGAGCCGGGGGCUGACGGAGAAAGGAGGAGGCAGCAGGGACCGGGCUGCUGCUACUGGCCUCUUCUCCGUCAACUCCUCCAGGCAGCAGCAAGAGGAGAAACUCGGGGACACCAGUGCAGAGCUGCAUCCUCCUCCCCCUGGCCCCCAGAAAGGGGGGAAUAGCAGCAGCAGCAGCAGCCCAGUGCACCAUCCAUCACUGGAGGAGCAGCCCUCCUACAAAGAUAAUCAGAAAAGCAAGGAAGGUAACCAAGUCGUUUUGGCUACAAAAGAGGACAGUAACUUUUCAGAUAAGAACAAAGAGCAUAAUUUUUUCAUCACAGAAGAGCCUUCAGGAGGAGACUUCUGGCGAGAUAUAGCAGGUGAACACACGCAAGAAACCAAUUCACCUCAUUCACUGAAGAAGGACGUAGAAAACAUGGGGAAAGAAGAACUUCAGAAGGUUUUGUUUGAACAAAUAGAUUUACGGAGGAGAUUAGAACAGGAAUUCCAAGUGUUGAAAGGAAACGCUUCUUUCCCAGUAUUCAAUAAUUUUCAAGAUCAGAUGAAACGGGAGCUGGCAUACAGAGAAGAAAUGGUGCAGCAGUUACAAAUUAUUCCCUAUGCAGCAAGCUUGAUCAGGAAAGAAAAGCUCGGCACACACCUCAGCAAAAGCUAAAAGAAGCACAGGAUCCUCUGCAGCUGUUAUCUUGUAAGAUACAACCCACCACUCAGAAAUCUGAUUUGUAUAAAGACUGAGAAAUGGAAGGGCUUGGGAAUUUAAAAUGCAAACAAAAAAUUCAGGUUCCUGUGAGCCCAAGGACAAGUGACCUCAAAGCAUCAUGGACAACCAUGUAAAAUAGAAUGUAGCAGCCAUUUAUUAGUAAAAACAAAAACAAAAAAAUCAAAAAAUGCCUGUCCUGGAUCUUUUGGUGGUACCAAAGUUUAAGUCUCUGUGUUUUUAGAAGGACAACUGAACUUGACAGAGUCUGAGAAAAUGCUUUUGAAGCACAUGGAGAAGCCGCGAAAGGAACUACUAAACCUUUCAACGCCACAAACACUGGAAGCAUCUGCAAGUUCAUCUUUUGCUGUUGAAUAGUGAUUGUUUUAUGGAAAGAAAUGUGUGUCUUAUCAGAUGGGCCAGAAUCACCUUUGACUGAAUGGAAGGAAAAGCAUUAGCCAUACACAGUGCUUUUGAAAAGCAGACUGAAAAUUCUAACGCCCCCUUCCUCCCGGCCCCCCUCCUCCUCCUCCUCCGGUACUUUGCCUGCUGUAUGAAUUAAGAUUGUACUCUUCUGGAAAUAUUUUACAAUUUAAUAUUGAGUGUAAUUAAGAAUAUAAUCACUUAUCAAAAAAAAAGGUAUUUAACUCUGUUGUAGUUUCUUUAUCAUUCAUGUGGAUAAAAAGUCUAUAAUAAAAAAAAAGAAAACUGACAUAAU